This is a messenger RNA of Homo sapiens (human), 1398 nucleotides long. RefSeq names its product small integral membrane protein 7 (gene SMIM7). Lineage: Eukaryota; Metazoa; Chordata; Mammalia; Primates; Hominidae. The record is from RefSeq and is a predicted model, not a curated record. The coding region runs from base 35 to 346 and encodes 103 amino acids. Gene Ontology annotation, cellular component: membrane. The transcript has 7 exons.
GCUUCCGGUUCUGACGGACGCUUCGGCCGUAACGAUGAUCGGAGACAUCCUGCUGUUCGGGACGUUGCUGAUGAAUGCCGGGGCGGUGCUGAACUUUAAGCUGAAAAAGAAGGACACGCAGGGCUUUGGGGAGGAGUCCAGGGAGCCCAGCACAGGUGACAACAUCCGGGAAUUCUUGCUGAGCCUCAGAUACUUUCGAAUCUUCAUCGCCCUGUGGAACAUCUUCAUGAUGUUCUGCAUGAUUGUGCUGAGAAAACUCAAGCAGAUUGCCUUUCCAUCUAGCACUGGGGCCAUAACUCUGAUACUACUGUUAACGAAUUGUGAGAUUUGCUGUAAAUGGAUUUAGGAAAAGACACGACGGGAGAAUCUGGUGUUCUUGGCCUCUGUGGGUCCAUCCCUGUAUGCUUCCCCCAGAAAGAGAGAGGACAAAAAGUUGUCUGUCCUGAGUGAUUGAGACUCCGAAUGUGGGGUUGCUGUCCAGUCUGCGUGCCACCCCAGUGGCUGUUUGCGAAGAUGCUUCCAGGACAUAGGAGAUCUGGGGAGGAUGGCAUUUCACCCUCAUCACAAGGACCGUGAUGUAUUCCCAGGAAGACUGUUGCCAAGGCUGUUCGGCUCUUGAAUCCCAGCGAUGAAACCAGGAACUCACUUUCCCGGGAUGCCGAGUCUCCAUUCCUCCAUUCCUGAUGACUUCAAGAAUGUUUUUGACCAGAAAACCGACAACCUUCCCAGAAAGUCCAAGCUCGUGGGUCUGCUUGGCCACUCAGUGCAGCUGCGAUUAACCCUAAAGGCUUUAAGGAACGGGCCACCUGUAACAGAGACACCAGCCUUCCUGUAUAGACACUAAAUUGUUAGCAAGAGUGUUGAGCUAGUUCCUGGUGAAGUGUUUCCACAGAAGACAUGUGGAGCAGUUGUGGGGAUAUUAAGGGAAACUUUCCUCUGCCUUGACCCCUUUGUUAAAUAAAAUGACUUUGGGAGCCAUUCAUUGUACAGUUGCAGGAAUGAGAGUGAUUUUAUGAUGUGGUACAUUGGGACCAUGUUCUAAAACCUUGGGUUUCUGAGUCUGCUUUUUGAGUAGGUGAUUUUGAGGUUGAAAAACCAGGGGCCUUCAUCUAGGAAAUACAGCAUUUUCCAGAAGCUUCUUUGAAAGGGAAUCCUGGUUUUGUUGCCAAAAUGAAACGCCCGGGGUUGGCGCUGAAUCCCACAACUGUGUGAUUUGCUUGUUGAGUUUUUUGUUGUCUGGUUUUUUUGUUUGUUUGUUUAUACCAAUAAGAAUGAGCCUGAAUGUUGGUGGUUUUUGAAAUCCUGACUUGGAGGUAAACCUGGAGGAAGGAAAAAAAGUAAAUAUGCAGGCUUUUAGGACUGAGUAGCCUUGAAAAUAAACCUCAUUUCUAAAAAGGA